Molecule: messenger RNA, 4221 nt
Organism: Carassius auratus (goldfish)
Lineage: Eukaryota; Metazoa; Chordata; Actinopteri; Cypriniformes; Cyprinidae
Exons: 11
Coding region: 52-2139 (695 amino acids)
Cellular component (GO): membrane; cell-cell junction
Source: RefSeq, a predicted model, not a curated record
AGAAUAAACAACACAGCAGAUGAUGGAGUUUGUAGAGUAAAGAAUGACAGGAUGAGGAUGAGUGAAUGUGAUCUUUAUAAAAACAGACCUGAAGUGACAGUCAUUAAUGGGACUCUGAUAAUAAAGCGUGUGAACAGAUCAGAUUCUGGGGAUUACAGAUUAACACUCACUGACUCAAGCGGCACAGAAACAUCUAGAGAUCUUCAAGUGAUUGUUGAAGCUCCUAUUGGCUCAGUGAAUGUGUCAAUCAUCUGCUCCUCCAAUCAGAGGUCAGUGUUCUGCUCAUCUGACGGGGAUCAGAUCAUCUACAACUGGACUCUGAAUGGAGAAAUACUAGAACAAGGACCAGUGGAUGGAAACACCAUUCAGCUAAAAGAGGAAACUGAUGGAGACAUCAUCUGCAGCGUGAAGAACCACGUCAGUCACGCACAGAAGACCAUUAGACUCAAACCCUGUCCUGGACCAACUUCUGCAGCUGUGACACCAACACCAGAAUCUGGUCUGGAUCGGUUCUGCAGUUUUGAUCAAUCUGAUCCCUGUUACACAGCUCUGGGACACAAACUCAAUCUGCUGAUGGUGGACGCUAGAGAAUAUGAUCUGAGGUUAAAAAAGAGAAUAAACGACAACACAGCAGAUGGUCCUGUUUGUAGAAUAAAGAAUGACAGGAUGACGAUGAGUGAAUGUGAUCUUUAUAAUAACAGACCUGAAGUGACAGUCAUUAAUGGGACUCUGAUAAUAAAGCGUGUGAACAGAUCAGAUUCUGGGAAUUACAGAUUAACACUCGUUCACUCAAAUGGCUCAGAAACAUCUAGAGAUCUUCAAGUGAUUGUUGAAGCUCCUAUUGGCUCAGUGAAUGUGUCAAUCAUCUGCUCCUCCAAUCAGAGGUCAGUGUUCUGCUCAUCUGACGGGGAUCAGAUCAUCUACAGCUGGACUCUGAAUGGAGAAAUACUAGAACAAGGACCAGUGGAUGGAAACACCAUUCAGCUAAAAGAGGAAACUGAUGGAGACAUCAGCUGCAGCGUGAAGAACCACGUCAGUCACGCACAGAAGACCAUUAGACUCAAACCCUGUCCUGGUCUGGAGUUAAACUGCAGUUUUGGUCAAUCUGAUCACUGUUACGCAGCUCUGGGACACAAACUCAAUCUGCUGAUGGAGCGGGACUCUAGUAAAUAUGAGCUGAAGAUACAAAAGAGAUUUAACAGCACACAAGAUGAUCCAAUUUGUAAAGUAAAACAAGACAGGAUAAAGGAAUGUGAUCUUUAUAAUAACAGACCUGAAGUGAAAGUCAUUAAUGGGACUGUGAUAAUAAAACGUGUGAUCAGAUCAGAUUCUGGGAAUUACACAUUAUCACUCUCUCACUCAGACGGCACAGAAACAUCUAGAGAUCUUCAAGUGAUUGUUGAAGCUCCUAUUGGCUCAGUGGAAGUGUCAAUCAUCUGCUCCUCCAAUCAGAGGUCAUUGUUCUGUUCAUCUGACGGGGAUCAGAUCAUCUACAACUGGACUCUGAUUGGAGAAAUACUAGAACAAGGACCAAUGAAUAGAAACACCAUUCAGCUAAAUGAGGGAACUGGAAAUAUCAGCUGCAGCGUGAAUAACCACAUCAGUCACGCACAGAAGACCAUUAGACUCAAACCCUGUCCUGGACCAACUACUGCAGCUGUGACCUCUAGUUUGACCACUACGAAACCGACAUCAAUAAAUGGUACGAGUUUAUCAUCAGCACAUACGAAUCAAACCCCCACUCAGAGCCCCGAAGAAUUCAGACGAAUGCUUUUACAAUUCUCUCUGAUUGCUUUGGGCUGCGUUGCUCUGAUCCUGAUUCUGCUGUUCAUCACCGUAUGUUACAUUUACAAGAAGAAGCAGGUCAAGUCAACACAAGCCGCUGCUGGAGAUAUGGAGCUCAUAUACGCUGAUAUCUCUCAUGAGAAAAAGAGUGAAAAGAAGAAUACAGAAUCUUUCUCAGCUUCUGAUGUGGAAUAUGCCGCUGUCCAGCCGCAGACAAAGAGAAAGAAGAAGAAGAAGAAGGAGGAGGUGGAGGAGGUUCAGUACGGCGAGGUGACGUUCACUCCAAAACAAGCAACUGCUCCACAGCAGAAGCUUCAGGAGGAGUGUGUUUACUCACAGGUACAGAGAGACUAGUUUCACAGCAACACCUCGUGAAGGAUCGCACUUUCCCUGGAAACCGAGUGCUUAUUUUCACUAAUGUUUGGUUUGGGACUUCUAUAGGCUAUAUAAAGCAGUUAUCUCUUUGCAUUUGUAAAUUAUUUUGCUUGACAUGUUAACAACGGUACUGUAUAUUAAUAUGUGGUGUUAUGGGUUGUAUAGCGUGAGCUUUAUUGUACAUGUCUGGGCUGAACUGUCAUGAGUAAGCAAAACAAUGAAAAAAACAGGAAACCAAUCGCAUGUUAUUUUCUCUCGAACUUCUGUGCACUUCUGUUUUUAGCACUUCUCGAUUUGCAACUGCGACUAUAUGAAGGCAAGAAAAAGCUUAAAUGAAUGUCAGCUUAUAAUCAUGAAUCUUGAGGAGGUGAUCGAUGUGCACAUGUGCUCAAAAGUCAUGAAAACACACCCUGAUAGCACACAUAAAUCACAGAGAUGUCUAUUUGACGUCUGCAUUACAUCUGCAAAACUGAGUUUUUAGAGAUUUGCACAUCUGCAAUACGUCUAUAAGAUGUUUCCUAUCAGAUGUCAAAUAGACGUUUAGAAGAUGUUUUUAAGAUGUUUGUGAUUUAGAAAUGAAUGUAAAACUGACUUCUUAAAGACAUCUAUCAGAUGUUUGCACACAGCAGAUGCUUUCCAAAUGAAUUGAUCUUUAACAGACGUCUUGCAGAUGUGAUGCAGUUUGGUGAUUUGGAAUUAAAACAUUUCAAAGCAAUUGAAGUCUGAGCUUUUCUAGAUUGAGUUAUGCAUUUAUAAAUGUGCCCAUCCUGAGUGACGUGAAGCAGUCACAUAUUGUUUUAAAACAUUUACAGCAGAGUUGGAAAUUAACAGGGGCUUGUGGCGAAAAAAAAAUACCACCAAAAUGAAAAAAAAUUCCACACAAAUUCAAGAUAAAGGGGUAAAAAUUGCCCCAGCGGAAAUAAACAAUGUAUUACAGCUGUCGUGAUCAAAAUGAAAUACUCACUCUGCAUCAGAUUGCUUUUUACACUUUUUUAUUUUAGUAUUUAUUAUUUGUUUAUUUAGUAUUUUGAUUGAUUGAAGUAAUUGGUUAAAUUCAAGUAUUUGACAUGAAAGACAACUCCGAUAAAAUUAUUAAGGUGCUGAUAAAAACUGCCCUCACGAAUGUACAAAAUGAGUAAAUUUCUGACCCUGGUUUACAGAACACUUCUGUUUACAGAUAAAUAUUGCAUUACUAAUGUCUUAAAUUUCAUCUCUCAAGUACAGGGAAAGACCUGAGAAAGGCCGAAAAGGUCUGGUAAUAUCUGAAGGUUUGCACACAUAAUUGCAUAAAGUCCUGUAGUGUUGACUGAUAGUAAAUAGUAACCUAUUUGUUUCUACCAGCUAAAUUAGUCAAGGGGUUCAGUUCCCAAAGAAAAACUUAAUAGCUUGAAUUCACAGUAAAAUGCAUGUAAACACGUCUUCUAAAAGCAGAAAUCAAAAUGCACCCAAAUCAGUUGAAUCUUUGUUGCUUUAAUUGAUAAUAGUUUUGUUUGGUUGGUUUUAUAAGUAUGUCAGUUUUUUAUCUGCAUACAUUCAGUAUACUGUCAUUGAUUGCUUAAACACAUUUCUUGAAACUAUGCCUCAUGUCUAGUUAGGCUUCUUCCAUUCCAUCGUCUCUGUGUCCUACAAAAAUUGAAGUUCUGAUUACUGUAACUGUAAAAUCCUUUUUACAAAAUGGAAGCAGACAGACACUUUAUCUGUAUGUAAGGCAAUUUGAUGUUGUAACAGAGUACAGCUCUCAAAAGUUACAGUAGAAUACACUGACGAACACCAACUUGUUUUCCUCCCUGAAUGUUCUCAUGAUUGAGGCGAGUGUGAAGCAACUUAAGUUUUGCUGAACUCAUUGCCCAGACUUCCUCAUAGUCAUACCAUGGGCAAGGAAGGACAUGGUCAACUAGUGUCAAAAAUUUCAUCUGAGGCUCCUCCUCCUCCUCCUCCACCCUGGUGUUUUCAAUCACGUCUCUCUGGAUCCAUUGAUGCAAAACUGAAUGAACUGACUGGGACUCUUUAAUCUAUCAAUUGAAGGUUCUGAUUGGUGUGAUUAAACUUUGACUGUAGUGU